Molecule: messenger RNA, 1224 nt
Organism: Drosophila suzukii
Lineage: Eukaryota; Metazoa; Arthropoda; Insecta; Diptera; Drosophilidae
Gene: Nil
Product: Nilkantha
Biological process (GO): protein dephosphorylation
Molecular function (GO): magnesium ion binding; protein serine/threonine phosphatase activity; manganese ion binding
Source: RefSeq, a predicted model, not a curated record
AUGUAAAAACUGUCCUGAGGUAAUGCCUUAAACUUCAUUGAUACACAUAAAUAAAACGACUGACUUGUAAAUUAUUGAGUGCAGUUCUAAUUUCCAAAAUGGGAGGCUUUUUGGAAAAACCGGAAACGGAAAAGCAUGUUGAAGAGGGUUCCGGUAAUAACCUGCGAUAUUGCGUGAGUUCCAUGCAGGGCUGGCGUUUGGAAAUGGAAGAUACCCACUCGGCUGUUUGCAAAUUGAAGGAUGACUUCGAACUCUGGUCGUACUUUGCGGUGUUUGAUGGUCAUGCUAGCGAUCGAAUAUCAGAGUAUUGUGCAAAACACCUACUAAAAACUAUAAUGAAAUCCGAAGGGUUUUCCAAGCUGAGAUACGAGGCUGGGAUAAGAGAGGGUUUCCUGCGGUUGGACGAGGAUAUGAGGAAGUUGUUUCAGGACAAGCCAGGUGGAUCCACGGCAGUCUGUGUUUUCUUAUCGCCUGAUAAAAUGUAUCUGGCCAACUGUGGCGAUUCUCGGGCUGUAAUAUCCCGAAAUGGAAUAGCAGCCAUCAAUACCGUAGAUCAUAAGCCAUUUGCCCCUAAGGAAAGGGAACGGAUUCAGAAUGCCGGCGGCAGUGUUAUGAUAAAAAGAGUCAAUGGCACGCUGGCGGUUUCCCGAGCUUUGGGCGACUAUGAUUUCAAAAAUGAUAGCUCCAGGUCUCCAGUCGAUCAGUUGGUGUCCCCAGAACCAGAUAUCAUAGUUUGUGAGCGUUCCGAACAGGAUGAGUUCAUCGUAAUUGCCUGCGAUGGCAUUUGGGAUGUGAUGAGCAGCACCGAGGUCUGUGAGUUCAUUGGUUCUCGCCUUCUGGUGACCUAUGACCUCCCAAUGAUUGUCAAUAGUGUGAUGGACAUUUGCCUGCACAAAGGCAGCCGGGAUAAUAUGACCCUGCUCCUCUUACUUUUGCCGGGUGCUCCGACCAUCGAUAUGGAUGCCGUUAAGGCAGAACGAAAUCUGGACCAAAGGAUUGCUCAAAUAACGAGGGAGGUCAUCGAGAAGCACGAAAUAACCGACUUUGAGGUUCUUAUUCGACUGAUGAAGAGGAUGGCCAUUAAUAUUCCAAAUCUACCGCCAGGCGGUGGUAUUUAUGCAAAGUACUAUAUCAUUGAGCAGGUUUUCCAUGAGAAAUUCCCCGAUGCUCCGGCUGAAAUUCAUGAUUAUUUUACUAUGUGAAAGGUAUGUUAUGAAGGAACAU